This is a messenger RNA of Aethina tumida (small hive beetle), 600 nucleotides long. Its product is annotated as 23 kDa integral membrane protein. The transcript is spliced from 5 exons. Lineage: Eukaryota; Metazoa; Arthropoda; Insecta; Coleoptera; Nitidulidae. The record is from RefSeq and is a predicted model, not a curated record. Bases 1 to 600 code for a protein of 199 amino acids. Gene Ontology annotation, cellular component: membrane.
AUGUCGUGCGGCAGCGGUCUUUUAAAAAUCUUUCUCUUCGUGUCCAAUGUUGUGUUUGUGCUUGCUGGUUUAGCUUUGGUGAUAAUUGGCGGAAUAUCUUUAAGCAACAUUAAAAACUACAAGGAGGCAAUACCUGAAGAUGUGUCACUUCAACAAAUUCCCAUUUUAACAAUUGUGAUCGGAUCAAUAAUUUUAGUGAUUUCGUUCUUGGGAUGCUGUGGCGCAUGCACGUCUAGUGUCUGCAUGUUGUAUUCGUAUGGUAUAAUAUUGUUUGUGCUUCUUCUCGUGCAAAUUGCCCUUGGGGCGUAUGCCAUACUGACAAUAAAAGAUGCGGACAAUAUGCAAGGGAAAAUUCAUGAUGUUUUCGAAAAAUUGUACAAAAGCAAUGAUCCAGCUGUAAAAAACCUGGUCAAGGAUAUAAAGGAUGUGUUCAAAUGUACAGAGUCCGGCUCGCACCCCUGCGAUGUUGCUUUUUACGAUUGGCUGUGUGAUUCACUUUCGACAUUGGGUAUCGUCCUUUUAGCACUAGUAGCCAUUGAAGUUGUUGGUGCCGUCUUUUCAUUUUGUUUGGGAUGCUCAAUUAAUAGAAAAGGAUAUUAG